CGCAGACAUCCCACGUGCAGCCGCACCUUUCCGGUUGCGGGCAGCGAGCCCUCCACAUUUCCUUGCCCCUCCUAUAAAUGGAGCUUUGGGGGAACGACGGACGAUAGAGAGAAGCGAGGGAGGAAGACGGUGAAGAGGAGGGAUUUCCCAUUGCUCCAUGGAAAUCCGACCAAAGUCGUUCCUCGACGACAAGUCCGGUCGCUGAUCUCCAUCGUCGGUCGGCCAUUGCGCUCAUUGACUGGUCAACUCUGAUCCACUGCUCACUUUGGUCAAUAGGGAAUCAAACUUGCUAAGGUUGUAGAAUUCUGCAAACAGAUUUAACAAAGGAGAGAAUUUUCCAGCCAAUUUUUCCGGUACCAUGGCAGAAUGCACGGCUAAGGUUGAAUGUUGGCAACCUCCUCCUCUAACUUGGCACAGAAAUCUUGCUGAUGAGGAGAAAAGAAAAUCUGAGUUUAAUUUUAUCAAGUUAAAUGACCUUGGAAUGAUUUAUAUGGGUUAUCGAUUGUGCCGCUACUUUAUAGAGGAAACUGCAAAAGGACUGUCUGCAAUCUAUAAUCCUUUCAGAAAAUGGAUGGAUGUCUCUUCUCGUGGAGUUCCUUUAGGUGGCAUGGGUGCUGGAAGUAUAGGUAGAAGCUAUAAAGGCUAUUUUCAGUGCUGGCAACUAUUCCCUGGACAAUGUGAAGAGAAUCCUGUGCUGGCCAAUCAGUUCUCUGUUUUCAUUUCACGCUCUGAUGGCAAGAAAUAUUCUACUGUAUUAUCUCCAAGACCAGAAAUUCUCAAAGGGAGUACUAGUCCUGGAAUAGAAUCUUGGGACUGGAAUCUCAGUGGACAAAAUGGCACCUACCAUGCAUUGUAUCCAAGGUCCUGGACUGUUUACGAUGGUGAACCUGAUCCGGACCUUAAAAUUACAUGCCGCCAGAUUUCACCAUUUAUCCCACACAACUAUCGAGAAAGCAGCUUCCCUGUUGCAGUUUUCACAUUCACGCUGAUGAAUUCGGGGAAGAGUUCUGCAGAUGUAACUUUGCUUUUCACAUGGGCUAAUUCUGUAGGGGGUAAAUCUGAGUUCUCUGGUAAUCAUUCAAAUUCCAAAAUGAUGGUACGGAAUGGUGUGCAUGGUGUGCUUCUACAUCACAGAACUGCAAGUUGGCAGAUACCAGUGACAUUCGCCAUAGCAGCUCAAGAGACAGAUGAAGUUUGUGUCUCAGAAUGUCCUUGCUUUCUGAUAUCUGGGAAUUACAAGGGAUUCACAGCGAGGGACAUGUGGGAUGAACUUAAAAAGUAUGGAUCCUUCUCCCGCCUUGACAACAAUGGAACGACUCCACCAUCAGAGCCAGGAUCAUCUAUCGGAGCAUCUGUGGCAGCCACAGUCACAGUACCUCCUGCAGCUACUCGUACAGUUACAUUUUCUUUGGCAUGGGCAUGCCCCAAAGUAAAAUUUCAUAGUGGCAGGACUUAUAACAGGAGAUAUACCAAGUUCCAUGGGACUGAUGCUGAUACUGCCGCAGCAAAUCUUGUUCAUGAUGCCAUAACUAAUUAUUGCUACUGGGAGUCCCAGAUUGAAGAUUGGCAAAAACCUAUUUUGGAGGACAGGAGGCUUCCUCCAUGGUACCCAGUCACCCUUUUUAAUGAGCUCUACUAUCUAAAUGCGGGGGGAACAGUUUGGACAGAUGGAUUGCCCUCAGUUGAGAGUUUGGCAAGUAUUGAAGAAAGAAAAUUCUCUCUUGAUAUAUCCAAUUUAGGUUGUAAAGAAAUGAAUGAUGACAUCCAAGUAAACAAUGCUGCCGCGAAUAUCUUGACAAGCAUGUCACUGAUCAAUAAGAAGUUACAGUCUCCUAUCACAUCACAUUCCGCAUUUGGUACAUCAUUGCUUCAGGAAGGAGAGGAAAACAUUGGUCAGUUUCUUUAUCUUGAAGGAAUAGAGUAUCAUAUGUGGAACACUUAUGAUGUCCAUUUCUACUCAUCCUUCGCCCUAAUCAUGCUGUUUCCCAAACUUGAACUCAGCAUUCAGAGAGAUUUUGCAGCAGCUGUACUGAUGCAUGAUCCUGAAAAGAUCCAAAUGCUCACUGGAAAGCGGGUUCCAAGAAAGAUUCUUGGUGCCAUUCCUCAUGAUCUUGGACUAAAUGACCCGUGGUAUCAAGUAAAUGCAUAUGUCCUUCAUGAUAUCAAUAGGUGGAAGGACUUGAAUCCCAAGUUUGUUUUGCAAGUCUAUAGAGAUGUGGUUGCAACAGGCAAUAGAUCAUUUGCAAAAGCUGUUUGGCCAUCUGUCUACAUUGCAAUGGCCUAUAUGGAUCAGUUUGACAAUGAUAAAGAUGGGAUGAUAGAAAACGAAGGUUUCCCUGAUCAGACUUAUGACAUGUGGUCAGUGGUUGGUGUAAGUGCAUAUAGUGGGGGCCUUUGGGUGGCUGCUUUGCAGGCUGCCUCUUCCAUGGCACAACUGGUUGGAGAUAAAGUUUCUGAGGAUUAUUUUUGGAACCGGUAUCAGAAAGCAAAAAUCGUAUUUGAGCAACUAUGGAAUGGUUCCUAUUUUAAUUAUGAUAACAGUGGUGGCAUAUCAAGCACAACUAUUUUGGCUGAUCAGUUGGCUGGACAAUGGUAUGCUAGAGCAUGCGGUCUUCAGCCAAUUGUUGACGAGAAAAAGGCACAAAGUGUAUUUGAAAAGAUCUAUAAAUUAAAUGUGUUGAAGGUGAAGGGAGGGAGGUGCGGAGCAGUUAAUGGAAUAAGACCAGAUGGAACUAUGGACACGUCGGCAAUUCAGGCAAAUGAAAUAUGGUCUGGAGUGACAUAUGCUGUUGCGGCUGCAAUGAUCCAAGAAGGCAUGUCAGAAACGGCAUUUAAGACAGCUGAAGGGAUUCAUGAAACCGCCUGGUCUCACGAAGGUCUCGGGUACUCGUUUCAGACCCCUGAAGCAUGGACACCGAACGGUCAGUACCGGUCAUUGCAAUACAUGCGCCCUCUAGCUAUAUGGGCAAUGCAGUGGGCAUUGUCUCCACCAAAGCUUCACAAGGAAGAGCUGGAAGCAGAUUGGAAGGGAAAGGCUCAAAUGCCCCAUCUGGAAUUCUCUCAGAUUGCAAGCUUACUUAAGCUGCCAGAAGAGAAGGAAUCUAAAAGCAUCAUUCGAGUCAUCUUCGAGAUUGCUCGUGAGAAGCUAUCGAAACGAUGAUGAAGCAUUUAGAAGCUUUACAUACUAUUCAAGUAAUUCCUCCUGCAGAAUUCCCAUAAGAAAAUAAAUUGAUGUUAUACGAUCAGAGCCUCAUGUAUCUCUACGGAAUUUGCAUUAGCAGAGGUGACUGCAUGAAAUCUUGUUGAUAAGGGGGACAUAGUUGGCGACUUGUUUUAAACAUAUUGUUUAGAACAAUAUGUUCUAAACGUAUUGUUUCUCGUACUUCUGUGUGCUAAACUGAGAAAAGAAAUGCCUACUGUUCUUACAUCCCAA
This is a messenger RNA of Musa acuminata subsp. malaccensis (wild Malaysian banana), 3433 nucleotides long. Lineage: Eukaryota; Viridiplantae; Streptophyta; Magnoliopsida; Zingiberales; Musaceae. The record is from RefSeq and is a predicted model, not a curated record.